Molecule: messenger RNA, 3508 nt
Organism: Acanthochromis polyacanthus (spiny chromis)
Lineage: Eukaryota; Metazoa; Chordata; Actinopteri; Pomacentridae
Gene: lef1
Product: lymphoid enhancer-binding factor 1
Exons: 11
Coding region: 889-1977 (362 amino acids)
Biological process (GO): canonical Wnt signaling pathway; regulation of transcription by RNA polymerase II
Cellular component (GO): beta-catenin-TCF complex
Molecular function (GO): RNA polymerase II cis-regulatory region sequence-specific DNA binding; DNA-binding transcription factor activity, RNA polymerase II-specific
Source: RefSeq, a predicted model, not a curated record
GGAGUGUCAAUCGGUGCGGUGUCAAUCAGAGCCUCAGUUUCCCUUUCAUCUCUCCUUCCUCCCAGUGACUGAAGAGAGAGAAAAAGGAGGAGGAGGAGAAGGAGGGCGCACGGCUACAUUACCAACACACACAUACACACUCCGGUUACAUUACACUGUGGAAGCAGUGCGGGAGCAGUGGGAAGUCGGUCCACGGCGAUUUUUCCACUCUAUCUUCUUCUUUUUUUAAUGAUUGUUUUACGACUUUUUUCUUGUCGUCGUCGCUUUUAUCCCUUCCUCAUUACGAGCAGCUCUGAGGAUGUAUUUGUGAGGCUUCUUAAGUGUCCAAACUGUCUUUUCUUCUAGUUCCAUCAGUUUCACCUCCAGACGCUGUUUUGGUUUUCUCAGCUCACCUUUUUUUUUCUUUAUCUCCUUUCCUCUCACUCAAGGACGCUUCUUCACUUUGGACCACCGAGGAGGAAAUAUUUUCUCACUUUUUUCAAUUUUUUUGAUAUAAAUGCACUUUGAUUUGUUUUUACGGGACGUCGUCGGUUGUUGACUGAAAAACUAAGUGAUGUGGUUCUAACUCGUGGUUCGUCUCCUCUUUUUUUAUUUUCUCCUCAUGACAUUGAGGCCAGACUCUCAUUCUGAGCCCUUACAUCUUCGCUUUUUUCGGCUCCGAGUUUGAGUUUCGACGCAGAAGCUGCUCCACACGCCUCCUGUUGCUUCACCACCAACACCGGCAGCGUGUUUGCGCGCCGCGACUCCUUCCACCAAGUGACUCUCGGUCGGCGCUCCGGUGUGUGUGAGAGAGAGGGGUGGAUUUUAGUGGGAGUUUUCCUCCCUCUUUUCUGCACUACACUUUUUGUUGUCUCCGGCUUUCUUUUGAACGAACACAAACGCUGAAACAUGCCUCAGUUGUCGGGCGGCGGCGGAGACCCGGAGCUUUGCGCCACGGAUGAAAUGAUCCCGUUCAAAGACGAGGGAGACCCGCAGAAGGAGCAGAUCUUCGCCGAGCUGAGUCACUCGGAGGAGGAAGGAGACCUGGCAGACAUCAAGUCAUCGCUGGUCAACGAGUCUGAGAGCAGCCCCAACAGCAACAACCACCACGAUGCAGCUAGACAGUCCCAAAUACCGCAAGAUUCAUAUCAUGAAAAACACAGAGACCAUCCGGAAGAUGGAAAACAUCAAGACAUGUACAGUAAAGGCCAUCCAUACCCGGGCUACCCAGGUUACAUCAUGAUGAGCAACAUGAACGACUCCUACAUGAACAAUGGCUCCCUCUCGCCGCCCAUGCCCAGAACGUCCAACAAAGUCCCCGUGGUGCAGCCGUCCCAUGCAGUCCACCCGCUCACCCCACUGAUCACAUACAGUGACGAGCACUUUGCUCCGGGGUCCCAUUCUGGACAUCACCCCCAGGACAACAACAAACAAGGAAUGAGACAUCACCCUGGACCAGACAUGCCCAACUUCUACUCCCUGUCUCCUGGAGGAGUGGGGCAGAUCACACCCCCGCUGGGAUGGUUUUCACACCACAUGGUGCCCGGCCCUCCAGGUCCCCACGCCACAGGGAUCCCCCACCCGGCCAUCGUCAACCCACAGGUCAAACACGAGCCUCCGCAUGAAACUGACAUCAUGCACAUGAAACCCCAGCAUGAACAGAGAAAGGAGCAGGAGCCCAAAAGACCGCACAUCAAGAAGCCGCUAAACGCCUUCAUGCUCUACAUGAAAGAGAUGCGUGCCAACGUGGUCGCCGAGUGCACGCUGAAGGAGAGCGCCGCCAUCAAUCAGAUCCUGGGACGGAGGUGGCAUGCUUUAUCUCGGGAAGAGCAAGCUAAGUAUUAUGAGUUAGCCCGCAAGGAACGGCAGCUCCACAUGCAGCUCUACCCAGGCUGGUCCGCUCGAGACAACUAUGGAAAGAAGAAGAAGCGGAAGAGGGAGAAGAUGCAGGAAUCGGCCACAGGUACAGGCCAGAGAAUGAAAACGGCGUACAUCUGAGAAUAUGGAGGAAAACGGAACAGUUUCUCCACAUGCAAAGCAAAGGCAGCAGCUACGGGCCCUCUGCUAGAGAUGGAGGCCUGUUAAGAUUCCAUGAAGACCCUUAAAAUCUCCAAACUGAAGCCUCCAGUUCUCAGAGGACCCCGUCCCACCCCACACAACCCCGCUCCCCUUUCUACUCCGACACGAUCACAUGCCACCGCCACCGCCGAGACAAAAACACUUCACUGUUUGACUCCCUUCCUGAAGGCGCCUGCUGUAGAGACACCGAACUGAACUGAACAAGACAAUCAUGCUUAGAAGGAGCACCCUCAUGUAGCCGCGCUCCGACUGAAAAACCCAGAAAACAUCAAUUUGACGUCCGUGUUUUUGUCCGUUUUCCUUUAAAUAUCAGCUUUACUGCAAUCCAAGGCACUGCACUGAAAAACAGCAGCAAUUGUGAUGUGCGCACAAACUUCUCCCCCCGCACCGCCCAAACACUCCUGUUACUAAGUUAUUCUAAGUUAUUUGUCAUCUCUGUUCCUUUGUACAGUUCAUUAGGCCGACAUUCGCCCCCCGAACACCCUUCCCCUCCUUUUCUUUCUCUCUCACUGGAUUUUUUGAGACCAUUUGGGGUUUCGCCCGACCGACCAAACACCUCUUUUUAGACUGCACUAAGGAAGAUGGAGGGAUCUCAUCUUGUCUAAGAAACGUCUUCAAGACGCCAUUUUAGUUUGUCGCUGACCAGUUGGUGCAAAAAAAUGGAUCAACAUUUUUGAUUUGCUUUUCAUUUUAGACUGAAUUUUAUUUUGAAUGCUUUUUUUGUAUCUUUAACCCUUGUUUCGAUUUCUUGGUGUAUAUUUCAGUGAUUUUUUUAAUAUUGUUUUUUUUAUAUAGUGGUAUAUAUGAAAAUAAGCUUUGGACACAGGAAAGCCAUUUUUCUUGUUGAAGCGUCUUGCAGAAAAUUGAAACUUAAGGCUUCUUUUGAUAACUAUUUGUAACAAAUAGUGACCUCGAGUCUUGCUCAGAUGUAAAAUAAUGCUCAGUAUGUGUACUUUUUAAAACUGUCAGGAUAUGUCAAUUUUCUUGGUAUUUUUGCAGGCAACAUUAGGACAAAGGCGAGAGUGACAGCUCAGAGGCCUAUAUUUUAUUGUUCUAAAACAUGACAAAUGAAGCAGAUAUAUAUAUUUACCCCAGCACUUGACAGUCUUUCUUUUAUUGCAAUGGACCUUUGUCUUUUCUCUCUGGUAGCUAAUAGUGUGGUCUUUAGCCAUGUUGUUUAUUCCAUGCAAACAUCUCUGUAACAUUUUGAUUUUAAUGCUCUAUUUUAGUAUUACUUGAUGAAUUCCUUUUUUAAUAUCAUAUUUUGGGUCACUGUCAUCUUGGUUGUAGCAUUUUGCUUCUCCAAGCACUCAUAUUUGAAACGGUUUCAACAUGUUCUGUUUCGUUUUUGUUUUUGUUUUUUUAAAGAAAAAUAAAAAAAAGGCACCAUUGGCUCAUUGGAUCAGUUGUGUUGGUGGAAAGACCGGAGCUACAUGUGCCAGAUGUAACA